GUGGAGUUCAGAAGUGUCACAGCCUCGGGGAAGAAGCUUUCUUGAUCCUACUAGUGUGAGAGUGUAGGCUCCUGUAACGCCUGCCGGAUGGAAGGAGGGUGAAAAGACCAUGGUUAGGGUGAGGGGCAUCCUUAAUGACGUUUCUUGCCCUGCCCAGACAGCGCUUGUGAUAAAUGUUCUCAAUGAUAGUUAACUGAGUGCCUGUGAUCUGUUGAGCAAAUUUCAAGACCCGCUGGAGUGCUUUGUGGUCCGAUACGGAAUAAUUGCUGUACCAUACUUAGAUGCAGUUUGUGAGUAUGCUCUCAAUGGUACAGCGGUAGAAUUCCACAAGGAUCCUGGGAUUCAGGUGAACUUUCUUAAGGCCCCGUAAGAAGUAAAGGUGCUGCUGUGCCUUUUUGACUAGGGUGGAGGUGUAAAGGGACCAGGUGAGGUCAUCUGAGAUCUGGAUGCCAAGGAACUUGAAACUCUGUUGAUGUAGAUGGGUGUGUGCGCAUGACUCCUAGUCCACCUGAAUUCCACAAUGAUCUCCUUAGUCUUCUGGGUGUUUAGUUCCAGAUUGUUGGUGGCACACCACACAGCCAGGUGCUGCACCUCAUCCCUGUAGACUCACUCAUCAUCAUCCUUGAUCAGACCUUCCACCAUGGCGUCAUCUGCAAAUUUGAUUAUGGUGUUGGAGCCAUAUACAGGAACGCAAUCAUGGGUAAAGCGGGAGUACGGGAGAGGGCUCAGCACGCAGCCCUGUGGCACGCCGGUGUUCAGGGUGAUGAUGGAAGAGGAGAGGUUAUCUAACUUAACAGACUGAGAUCUGUUAGUCAGAAAAUCUAGAAUCCAGUUGCAGAUGGGUGUGCUGAUUCCAAGCUGGCUGAGCUGGCCGUUGAGAUGGCUUCCUCUGUUGACCUAUUGCGGGGAUAGGCAAAUUGGAAUGGGUACAAUAGCGAUCGGCACAUGACAAGGGUAUCAUGUAAAGAUCCUGGAAUGGCAAUCUACACAUCUAUAGCUGCAUCAAAGUCACUCUGCAGUAAAACUGAAGGAAUUCAGUUCAGCUUAUGUGUUUGCCACUUAAGAAUGACAUCUUACUAAUUUCAGGAAAACACAACAAUACAAUACAAAUAAAUACAAUAUGAAGAGAUAACAAUUCUUUAUUAAUGAUAUUAAUAUUUAGAAACAACAAAAAUAUUUUUUUUAAUAAUAAUUUAGAAAUAAAUGUGAAAUGCUUUUUUGAAUACAUACUAUAUAACACAAACAGACAAACAUACAACCUACAACUGUCCAUCAUUAUCUCUAACCUGUGUGUGUCUCUCUCUCUCAAUUUCAAUUUCAAUGUAGGUGUGCUUUAUUGGCAUAACAAAAACCGUACAUUUGUUUUGCCAAAGCAGUUGCAGCUGGGCCGCUUACAAAUAGUGUACAUAUGUAUUAACAGAAAGAAAAAAGAAUAAUAGCAAAAUAAAAAUAUAUUAAAAGGAUUAAACAUUUAGUGCAAAAUGAGUUGUAAGUUAAAAAUAACAGAAAUACUAAUUAGAAAUAAUAAGAAAGUAUUAGAUUUACAGAGGCAAAUAUAUAUAUAUAGAGAGAGAGAGAGACCUGCCCUGAUCUGAUUUAUCCAGCACAUGUAGAUUAUGUUAUGCCAUAUUAUAUAUAUAGACAUGUGCAUUUUUUUAUUUGAGACAUUAACGCGUCACCGGGACUUUUAUUUUCGUCUGUCGUUUUGACGUCAUAAGCAUGCGCCGCGCUGCUCUGCAUCUGUUGUGAUUCGGCUGAGGAAAGGUUUGCGUUUUUACAUUUAAAAGUGUUCAAAGUGUGCAACCCGCUUGCCGUUAAGGUAAUUUAACUUCUUUCUUCUAUUCUUUAUUAUUAUUAUUAUUAUUUUUUUUUUUACAAGCGAUGUUAAAUGGCUUAAUUAUCACUGAAUGCAACAUUGUAAUACUUUGUCUAACAUUAAUAAACGUUGUUUUAUGGGUAAAGCGCAUCCACACGUGAAUAACAGAAAAGGAGAAACUCCUGGUGAAUCAACUGAGAUCCACGUGACACACAGUUUAAAGAUGACUUUUAUUAAAGAGGAGAGUGAAGACCUGAAGAUUGAAGAAGCGUUCAGAAUCAAACAAGAUGAACAAACAGACCAGAUGGUGCUGAAAGUGGAGAGCCGAGAACUGAAUGAGACGGAGGAGAAAGAUCAGUAUGAGAAACACCAUCAUUUCAUGACUGGAGAGAAUUCCACUCAGAAUGAAAAGAUUUCCGUUCAGAAAACCACGUCGAAUAGUUCUUUUACUUGCCAUCAAUGUGGUAAGAGUUUCACUCAAAAACAAAGCCUUAAAAUCCACAUGAGAAUUCAUACCGGAGAAAAGCCUUUCACCUGUCAACAGUGUGGACUGAGUUUUACACAUAAAGAAAACCUUAAUACCCACAUAAGAGUUCACACUGGAGAAAAGCCUUACAAAUGCCAACACUGUGGACAGAGUUUUGCACAUAAAGGAAACUGUAAUGCCCACAUGAGAAUUCACACUGGUGAGAAACCUUUUACCUGCACACUUUGUCGGAAGAGCUACUCACGAAAAGAAUGUCUCAAGACUCAUAUGCGAGUUCACAUUGGAGAGAAGCCAUUUGUAUGUGGUCAGUGUGGAAAGAGUUUCAGAUGUAAAGAAAACCUCAAUCAGCACAUGAAGAUUCACACAAGAGAGAACUGUUUUAAAUGUAAUGAGUGUAGGAGAAGUUUCACAGAUGGGAAUGACCUGAUGAUUCACUUAAAAACUCACACCAGGGAGAAGCCUUUCAUGUGCCAUCACUGUGGAAAGGCUUGGACAAGCAAAUCAAUCCUUGAGAUUCACAUUAGAACUCACACUGGAGAAAGGCCUUUCACAUGUCCACAUUGUGAAAAAGGUUUCACACACAAAGGAAACCUUAACAUGCACAUGAGAAUUCACACUGGAGAGAAGGCUUACACUUGUCUAAAGUGUGAAAAGAGUUUCACAUAUCCAAGAGAUCUAAAAUGUCAUUUGCAAACUCAUUCUGGAAAGCAACUGUAGUAUUAAUCAGUGUGGCAGGAGAUUGACAAAAUACAGCAGUUUCAGAAAUCACUUGCACUUUGGAGGAAGACCAUUUACAUUUAAUCAUGGUAAUAAAAAACUAUCACGCAUUAUCACUUUUAGAUACACCUGAACUCAUACUCAUACAGUGAGACCCCUGAUUUUAGUACAUUUAUGACACCGUUCGAAUACUGAAAGCGAAGUGACGUGAUGUGGGCAAAAUUGGUGACCCAUAUUUAAAAUUUGUGCUCUGCAUUUAACCGAUCCAAGUGCACAAACACAGUAGUGAACACACACCCAGAGAAAUGGGCAGCAAUAUUGCUGUGGCACCUGGGGAGCAGUUGAGGGAUUUGGUGCAUUGCUCAGUGGUCUCACCUCAGUCAUGGUAUUGAGGGUGUAAGAAAGUGCUGGUCAUUUACUCCCCACACUGACAAUUCCAGCCGGACCCGAGACUCAAACCAGUAACAAGUGGAAGGAAAAAGCACAAGUCAAUAAGCUUUCGGACAUUAUCUUACCUUUUUUUUUUUUUUUUUACCUUACUUUUGAUCAUAAGGUUCCUAAAUUAUGGUUAGGUUCACAUGAAGACAGGCUGUGUUUGUCUUCUCCACUUUAGUUCUGUUCUCUGGGCUGAUGGAGAAAAACACCUUGGGAAAGAAUAAAACAGGCUUUGGUUGGCCUACUAGAGGAAAAGUCUUGGGUUCCUGAGAAAAGAAUUGCAUCUUCAAGUGUGUAAGAGAUGUUUCUUGUUUGUGCUCUAUAAAAUUGUUUCUUUUGUUCUUUAAUAAAUACAAGUCUGAGUCACAUUGCGCUUGUCUACAGUCUCGUAAUUUGUGUGCAACGUGUCCUCUGCAUAAAGCCAGGCUCACACUU
Molecule: messenger RNA, 3890 nt
Organism: Carassius gibelio (silver crucian carp)
Lineage: Eukaryota; Metazoa; Chordata; Actinopteri; Cypriniformes; Cyprinidae
Product: gastrula zinc finger protein XlCGF8.2DB-like
Exons: 3
Coding region: 1908-3020 (370 amino acids)
Cellular component (GO): nucleus
Source: RefSeq, a predicted model, not a curated record